Molecule: messenger RNA, 1038 nt
Organism: Momordica charantia (bitter melon)
Lineage: Eukaryota; Viridiplantae; Streptophyta; Magnoliopsida; Cucurbitales; Cucurbitaceae
Product: putative glutathione S-transferase
Biological process (GO): glutathione metabolic process
Cellular component (GO): cytoplasm
Molecular function (GO): glutathione transferase activity
Source: RefSeq, a predicted model, not a curated record
CUAAUACGUUCUUUGGACAGCUCGAAUUUGGAAUCAACUAUUUCAAAAUAACAACAAUCCAAUGACCAAUAGAAAGAAAACGAUCUCAAAGGCGAAAUUUCCCAACACCUGCCAUUAAAACUGCGAUUGCAGAGCAGAGGAGCAGUGGAGAAGAAGAAAGAUGGGAGAAGAACUGAAGUUAUUCAGAACGUGGUCGAGUCCGUUCCCUCUGAGAGUAGUAUGGGCGUUGAAGAUGAAAGGGUUAGAAUACGACACCGUUUACGAAGAUCUGGCGAACAAGAGCCCGCUGCUUCUGGAGUACAAUCCCGUCCACAAGAAGGUUCCGGUGCUCGUCCAUGGCGGAAAACCGAUCGCCGAAUCGCUCGUCAUCCUCGAGUAUAUCGACGAAACAUGGAAGCAGAAUCCGUUGCUUCCUCCGGAUCCUUACGACAGAGCCCUCGCUCGCUUCUGGGCUAAAUUCGGGGACGAUAAGGUAUUGGAAUCUAUAAAGAAAGUGCUCAUGAACCAAGGGAAAGUGAAAGAGGAAGGAGUGGAAGAAGCCUUGGAGAAUUUGAAGCAUUUGGAAGAACAGUUGAAGGGGAAGAGGUUCUUUGGAGGGGAGGCCAUUGGGUUUGUGGAUAUUGCAGUUGGGUGGCUUGCAAAUUUGGUCAGUGUAUUAGAGGAAGUGACUGAAACUCACCUUAUAACAGAGCAGAGAUUUCCCCUCUUGUCCAAAUGGAUAACAGAAUUUGCUGCUGCUCCAAUCAUCAAUGAAAAUUGGCCUCCCAGAGACAAGCUUGUCGCCAAGUACCAAGCCCUGCAUCAAACUUUUAUUAGUAAAGAAACAUGAUUAUAAGAUUAUAGAUCAUGUGAUAUAAUCUCUAAGAUGAUAGAUUACGGAUCACGUGUUGAAAAAUAAUACAGCGGUUGCUUCUCUCUUCUAUGGUUUUAAUAAGUCCGAGUUUAUGAAACUUGAGAUUGUAGUGUAUGGAUUUGUACAAGAAAUUAUCUAUAUAUAUCACAAGCAUGAGGGCUAUAGCUUAGUCGGUGGAGCUACCA